Penicillium soppii is the source of this 1017-nucleotide messenger RNA. RefSeq lists its product as uncharacterized. Lineage: Eukaryota; Fungi; Ascomycota; Eurotiomycetes; Eurotiales; Aspergillaceae. Bases 1 to 1017 code for a protein of 338 amino acids. The record is from RefSeq and is a predicted model, not a curated record. The transcript has 2 exons.
AUGUUGACACAGCUUGACAUCGCAAACUCCGCUUUCUUUGAAAUUCUCUAUGGGGUCGAACCGCCGGAUAACACCCGCCAUUAUGGGCCGGGGCGGGACUCCGAAGGUCUUACGGACGAACUAGCCUUGAAAAUAAAACCCUUGUCAACUGCGGGUUACGAGAUUCAGCGGGCGCUGGGGGACCCAACAACCGAGUAUCAGACUGUGUGGGAGAGCAGCGCUGGCGGCGUGGCCUAUCUGCAGGAGCCAUCAAGUAAAUACUGUUCUGCUGCUUGGCUGAUUUCUGCUGCUAAUUCGCAUAAAAAAGGGUUCUUCCUGCAGAUUCCGGGGGAUGGAGGAAAGCUCGAAUGGUCAUUUGGGGCCAGCGUCAUCACAAGAACCGGCAAAAAAAAAGCUUUCAAAGGCGUCUUGGUUAAUUCCGACCCUGGCUCAAUCCAUCCUUUGCCGUUCUCUUUGCAAAUACCCGAUGAGUGGGAGUCGACAGAUCUACCUCUCAUAAUCGUUCCCGUGACUCUCCUCCGCCUUCACGUCGACCAAACUUCUGCAGCGCUCACCGGGCUAAUCGUGCGGGUGGAGGGCGUGGAACGUGAUGUUCGAGACUCUUCCGCCGAUACCGACUUUGAUUCUCUCAUUCGAGUGCUUCAUACUUGCGAUGCCGACCUGAUUAAGCUCGAGCGGCGAUGGAACUUUGAGAAAAAGCUGGUCACAGAAGUCCUCAAGAUUAUCUAUAAAUACAGACAGCCUCAGAGCAACUACCAGGAGAUUGGUUUUUACAACUGCACCAUCUGCCCUGCCGACCGCGCAGCAAUUAACUUCUUGCUCUCGAAUUCGUCACCCGAUCGCACGGACACACCAGGAGUCUAUAGCACAAAGCCCUUCAAGGUACUAGACAGCUUUGUGACUUUGCAAGAGCAGCGAUGUCGUGCUUCCGAGUACGACCUUGGUGUGUUGCCCCGACGUAUAAGCAAUCAAUUCACUGCAGUAAGUAUGACUGCCUCGACAUCAUUCAUUCUGUAG